Gadus chalcogrammus (walleye pollock) is the source of this 294-nucleotide messenger RNA. Its product is annotated as cortexin-1. The transcript has a single exon. NCBI's taxonomy places the organism in Eukaryota, Metazoa, Chordata, Actinopteri, Gadiformes, Gadidae. The record is from RefSeq and is a predicted model, not a curated record. Bases 1 to 294 code for a protein of 97 amino acids.
AUGAGCGACGCCCGCUACUGGGUGGUGGACUACGACCUGUCCUCCACCACCACCACGGCCCCCGGCCACGGCCCCUCCGGGGGGCCCUUGGGGGGGCCCUUGCCUCCCGUGGCGGUCCACUCGGAGCUGGGCACGGCCCUGUGCCUGGUGGGCCUGCUGCUGCUCCUGCUGCUCUUCCUGGUGGUCCGCUGCAUCCGCAUCCUGCUGGACCCCUACAGCAGCAUGCCCUCCUCCUCCUGGACCGACCACAAGGAGGGCCUGGACCGGGGCCAGUUCGACUACGCCCUGGUGUAG